CCAUCUUGCUUCCGUCCACGACACGAGACGAUAGACCAUGGGGCAGACGCGCGUGCUGCAGUACGAAGCACCAUGGCCGGUCCACUGCAUGGACUGGUGCAAGUCCCCCGCUCCUGGCGCACAGAACCGUCUCCGAUCCGCCUUCCGCCUCGGUGUCUCCUCCCACAUCGAGAAUCACGACAACCGGAUCGCAGUACUCGGUCUCCACGAUGAGCGCGUCCUCGUCGAGGACGAGUACUCGGACUUUGACGACUUUGUUAUGCUCUGCGAGGCGCAUCAAACGUACCCUGCAACCAGCCUGCAAUGGCAGCCCGCGAGCGCGUCCUCGUUUCCGUGGGGGCAGAAGAGCCCGAGCACCGAGUUGCUGGCGACCACGGGCGACGCACUCAGGAUAUGGGAGUACUCCUGCGAUGUCCCCCAGCAGAUAUCACAAUAUGUUGGUCGCGCCCCGACGGGGACGGGACAUUCGCUGGCGCUCAAGUCGAUGCUCGCCGGGCAAUCCAAAGUGCAGAACACCGUGAAUGGCGCGCCGUUAACUAACUUCGCUUGGAACGAGAAGAGCCCGAACAUGAUGGUGACGUCGAGCAUCGACACGACGUGCACGGUUUGGAAUAUCGACACGUCGAGCGCGAUCACGCAACUCAUCGCGCACGAUCGGGAGGUGUACGAUGUGGCGUGGUUACCAGGAUCGACCGACAUCUUCGUGUCCGUGGGCGCGGAUGGCAGCUUGCGCGCGUUCGACCUGCGCAGCCUUGAGCACUCGACGAUCCUCUACGAAACUCCGCCUCCGAAGAACGUUCCCCCACCAUCUGUAUCCCCAUCAUCCUCCGCACGACCUCCGACUUCACCGCUACUCCGCAUCGCGUUCAACCCUGGCGAUUCCAACUACAUGUCUACGUUUCAUAUGGAUGGUCAGGACGUACAGAUCCUGGACAUGCGCGCACCUGGGCAGCCCGUCAUCGAGCUGCGCGCGCAUCAGGCGCAGAUUAACGCGCUUGGAUGGGGUGGAGGGGACAACCCGCUGCUCGCCACCGCGGCCGACGACUGCCAGCUCCUUCUCUGGGACCUGCAAAGUACGAUGCAGUCCAUCGCGUCGCCAAGACACACCAACACGCGUCUGAACUCUCCACGCCCGGAUAUCAAGAAGCGCGUUGUAACAGACCCGUAUGCCGCUUACACAGCGGCCGCGCAGAUCACCAACCUCGCUUGGUCGCCCCAAAUACCCGGCAUGCAGCUCUCGACGGGCCACACGACCACGCCCGGCGAGUGGAUCGCCAUCACGUGUGGCAGGUCGGUGAAAGCGCUGAAGGUGUAGAGUUGUGGGUGCCGAUUUACGACUGAUAUGAUUGGACGUGCGUUGCUCUUGUAGUCUGAUUGCUGUAGUGGCCAUGUUGUUGUACCUGAAGGAGAUCUACCACCUUGACCUGCCACUCGGUUUGCCCUGAGCUGCCCUGGCGCGCUGGGCGCUCUGCCUGCGCACCUCUCGGCCUCCGGGGUCGUGCGACCUGGACGCUGUGUAGAUAGCACCUGAGCUCGGCGCGGGGUUGUCGGAGCUCCAGUUUCUAAUGAUCCGAGCUUCAAUACGAGUGCCUCGCGUGUUACUACUGGAAUACAAAGGAAUUCAGAAGUCUUCGAAGUCGAAGUGGCUGC
Molecule: messenger RNA, 1650 nt
Organism: Schizophyllum commune H4-8
Lineage: Eukaryota; Fungi; Basidiomycota; Agaricomycetes; Agaricales; Schizophyllaceae
Product: WD40 repeat-like protein
Exons: 2
Coding region: 38-1315 (425 amino acids)
Cellular component (GO): nucleus
Molecular function (GO): protein binding
Source: RefSeq, a predicted model, not a curated record